UGAAGUGACAAAAUAUGUGUUUUUCUUCGCAAUUAACUUUAUAUGCAUAUGGUAUCUUGAAACUUCAACGCUCAACGUUCCGAUACGCUGGUGGUUCAAUCUUGGAAUGCAUUGCUCACACCAUUGUGCCAAAGCAAAAGUGUGUAUCGUAAUACCAACAUUCCGAUACGCUCGUAGUUCAAUUUUGGAAAGUAUUGCUCGUUGAAACACCAACUUUACACCAUUGCAUAACAAUAUAUCUAGAAAGUAAUGUGCGUAAUACCAAUGUGAAAAUAACAAUGGAGGAUUUCAAAUCAAACAUAUCCAGAAUAUCCAGAAUUGUAAAUGAUUCAACAUUUCUUCUCCAUGUAGAUUUCGGGCCACAUAGAGACCCGAUGUAUAUACUGUUACCUAUAACAAUUAUAUACUCUGUUAUAUUUGCAACUGGACUCUUCGGAAACAUAAUUACAUGCACAGUAAUAGUUCGUGACAGAACCAUGCAUACUACGACGAACUGCUAUUUAUUUAACUUGGCGAUAUCUGAUAUAAUUUUUCUUUUAUUCGGAGUUCCGUACGAAACAUAUUGGCUAUGGUGGAAAUGGCCAUACCCGUUUGAUCCAGCGUUCUGCCCGAUUCGUGCGUUGAUAUCGGAGACUUCUACUAAUGUGAGCGUGAUGACAAUAACGUUGUUCACGAUUGAACGGUAUCUGGCUAUUUGCUUUCCUUUUCUGUCACGUAAGAUGGCGAAGACGUCGCGGGCGGCGAAGCAGUUGGUGGCGCUAUGGAUCGUAGCGCUAAUAUCCGCGCUCCCAGGAGCCUUAGAAUUCGGCGUGAGCACUCACAUCGGAAUAACAACUUGCCACCAAGUCCGAACAAUCGUAAAACACUACUUUGAAAUCUCCACUUUCCUAUUCUUCUUGGCGCCCAUGGUGCUAAUAACAAUACUUUGUUGUUUAAUCGGGCUAGCGUUGAAGAAAUCAGAUUUGAGUAAGGAUAAGCCAAAUGUGACACUUGAAAUGAGAGUCACUGCUCAGGUUCAGGAAAAGCAUAGUCAGUCAACGAGACGGGUGAUAAAAAUGUUAGUCGCCGUGGUAGUGACAUUCUUUAUAUGUUGGGCGCCAUUCCACGCCCAAAGACUACUGAUAAUAUACGCAACGAGUAACGGAGUGAAGUUCGAGCAGAUAAAUCGAGCCAUCACAAUACUUACGUAUGUUUCUGGAGUAUUCUACUAUCUGUCUACGUGCAUCAAUCCGAUAUUGUACCACAUCAUGUCUAAUAAAUUCAGGGAGGCCUUUAAGAAUACGCUGAUGCAGUGCUGUAGGCGAGGCGCGCGCUCGUAAGAGGUUAUCGCACUACGCGCAUCACACAUUAUUUUGUUCAAGAUUUACAUUUUAAUAUUAUUAAUUGAAUAAUAAAAGUAAUAUGAAUAUAAAAAGCGAGAAAAAAGUUAGUGCUACGGUGUGUAUUUUGCCUUCACUAACUUGUGCCUUCACUAACACUGCAAAAACUAACUCUAAAAUAGCUACAUGCCAGAGAACGAUGCAGAGAAGCUUGCUAAACAUCAUAUAAAUAUAAGAGCUGUAACAAAACG
Messenger RNA from Cydia pomonella (codling moth), 1570 nucleotides. RefSeq names its product pyrokinin-1 receptor-like. Gene Ontology annotation, molecular function: neuromedin U receptor activity. The record is from RefSeq and is a predicted model, not a curated record. The coding region runs from base 279 to 1319 and encodes 346 amino acids. Gene Ontology annotation, cellular component: plasma membrane. Gene Ontology annotation, biological process: neuropeptide signaling pathway. Lineage: Eukaryota; Metazoa; Arthropoda; Insecta; Lepidoptera; Tortricidae. The transcript is spliced from 4 exons.